CGCGGGGAAGGUGGGGAUGUCCAGCCUAUAUAACGCUCGCAUCCCCACCUCUCUCAUAACAAAACACAUUGUGAUUUUGGUGUGGUCAGUCACUACUUACCUGUUCUUCCAAGUUGUGCCUUACUCUUACGCAGUAGGAAAUCAUGUUGGUUCAGAUUGCCAUCUUAAGUGUGGGAUUAUCCCUGGUGUUGGCCGAUCCGUACGAUUAUGCCCCUUCGUAUGGUUAUAAACCUGCCUAUUCUCAUCCAGAAGCUGUUUAUGAUUCAUAUGCCAAGCCCCAGCCAUACAGUUUUGGCUAUGAGACAAAAGAUGCUUAUGGCAACAAACAGUUCAGACAAGAAGACAGCGAUGCUAGUGGUGCGAAGAAAGGAUCUUACGGUUACACAGACGCUCACGGAGUUUAUAGAACCGUAGAAUACGUUGCUGACAAACACGGAUUCAGAGCUUGGAUCAAAACCAACGAGCCUGGCACCGCUAACCAGAACCCUGCUGAUGUAGAUGUCAACGCAAUUGAUGCUCCAAUAGUCCAUCACGCUCCCGCUUACAGUGCCCCUGUACACUACACAGCACCAGUCCAUUACGAUAGCUAUGGCUCUGCACCUGUAGUUUACAAGACACCUGUAGUCUACAAGGCACCAGCAGCAGUUUACAAGGCACCAGCAGCAGUUUACAAGGCACCUGUUGUAUACAAAGCUCCUGUCGCAUACAAAACACCCGUUUAUACUGGAAGCUCUCCUCAAGUAUACAAGCUACCAGCACAUGGAUACAAACCCCAUUAUCGCAAGUACGAUGACGUUUAUUAAAAGAAAUCAUGGGUAUUAAAAUUUGCUUCAGGUUGUUGCUAAAUUUAUCUCUUGAUGGACAGUCUAGCUGUUGCUGGCCCAGCAUUCCUAAGUUGGUCUUCUGUUCAAACUCCGCUGUUAUACUCAGCUCUUUCUUGGCCAAUAUUUUGAUGUAGGCAUUUGCUGAAAACAAAAUAAUCCUCAUUGCAAAUCCUUGUUUUCUUGCAUUACCUUCAUCUUCUGUGUGCGAAUAAAUGUUCAUGCGGCGAGAAAUUUGGUAGAAUUUUGUGCAAAUAAAGUUCAUAGGCCUUUCAUCAGUUGUUUGCAACGAGGAGAUCAUCAACGCUUGCGAAAGACGAAGUACAAAGUUGUCCAUCUUUUCCUUGGUGAUUGAAAACAUAGAUAUACAUAUUCACACUGCACACUGGAUGAGGAAAAAUAAUAAGGCUAUUGAAAGUAUUUACGAAUGUUAGGUUAAUAUGUGCCAAUAUAAAGAAAGGUGUGCAUUUCAUGUGCAUAAAUGUUUUCUACCAUUUUACUAUAAUUUUGAUAUAAAAACUUUUUUUUUUUUUUUUUUUUAAGAAAUACUUAUCUUCAAAAAUUGUAAAGAAGGAAAAGGUGGGUUGAAUUCAGUUUAUGUAAGUAACAUGAUAAUGGCCAAUGAAUUAUUCUCAGGCAUUAUAGCUUAUUUUACACCUUAUUUAAUAUUCCAUCUAUUAUUUAUGCUUUCUUUUCACAUCUAUGUGCUAUCUAUUGUACUUUAAAGCACAUGAGAAAGAAUUCUUUCGUUUGUAUUGUACAAGUGUUCUCUGAUAGAGAACCGCUUUAUUGUACAGUAUCAUACUGUAAAACUGAUAUUGUUGUAUACUAUGUUUUGUUUUGUGAAUAUUGGGUUUUAUUCUGAUUUCUAUUUAGUCGAAACAGAACUAUGGAAAUGUAUAUGUUGUGGAAUUUCUGCAAACGAAUAAAGCAUUUUAUUUUUUACCUGA
Stegodyphus dumicola is the source of this 1771-nucleotide messenger RNA. Its product is annotated as larval cuticle protein A3A-like. Gene Ontology annotation, molecular function: structural constituent of chitin-based larval cuticle. Lineage: Eukaryota; Metazoa; Arthropoda; Arachnida; Araneae; Eresidae. The record is from RefSeq and is a predicted model, not a curated record. Gene Ontology annotation, cellular component: chitin-based extracellular matrix.